Molecule: messenger RNA, 1183 nt
Organism: Strigops habroptila (Kakapo)
Lineage: Eukaryota; Metazoa; Chordata; Aves; Psittaciformes; Psittacidae
Gene: GDF1
Product: growth differentiation factor 1
Exons: 2
Coding region: 12-1115 (367 amino acids)
Biological process (GO): SMAD protein signal transduction; BMP signaling pathway
Cellular component (GO): extracellular region
Molecular function (GO): growth factor activity; cytokine activity
Source: RefSeq, a predicted model, not a curated record
GGAGUGGAGCAAUGUGGCUUCUCCCCAGCUUUCAGGCCAGCCUGGCCUGGGCUCUCCUCAGCGCGGCGCUGGCCACACAGUUAAGUUUGCAGGAAAGUUUGCUGUUAAAAUCCCUGGGUUUGAGCACCAAACCCAGCCCCAAAACCCACGGUCCUGUUCCCUGUGUGCUGUGGCGGAUCUUCCAGAGGAGGAAAACGCUGCCUUCCACAAGCAAAGACCUGGGAGAUGCCUGUAGGGUGGAGGAAUUUAAUGUCCCCGGGAACAUCAUCCGUGUCUUCGCUGACCAAGGCCACUUCAUUCACAACGGGCAGCCCCCCAGGCUGCUGUGCCUGCGGAAGCGCCUGUACUUUAACCUCUCCGUGCUGGAGGAGGACGAGCGCCUGACCAUGGCUCAGUUGGAGAUCAAAUUCAGCCACAACUCCUACCCUAGCCCCAGCCAGGGGCAGGGCUUGGAGCUGAGGCUCUACCGCAGCUCCCGGCUGGCUCUGCAGGGGACACCGGCCCCUGAGCGCGGCCAGAAGCUGCUGGUGGAACGGUCCUUUGUGCAGCUCCACAAGUCUCUUGUCUUUGACCUGAGCGGGGUGGCGAAGGACUGGAGAACGCACAGCAGGAACCUGGGCUUGAUCCUGGAGAUCACGGAGAGCAGCGGCGAUGGUGCCUCAGCCCUGGGGAGCGGCGGCUGCACCAGCAUCAACUCCUUCCUGGACACGUCCCUCCUGGUGGUGACCCUCAGCCAGCAGCAGUGCAGAGCUUCCAGGAGGAGGAGGAGGAGUGCUGAGCCCCCCCCCGUCACCCCAAGCAGCCUCUGCAAGCCCCGGCGGCUCUACAUCAGCUUCAGCGACGUUGGCUGGGAGAACUGGAUCAUCGCCCCCCAGGGCUACCUGGCCAACUACUGCCUGGGUGAGUGCCCCUUCCCGCUGACCGCCGAGCUCAACAGCACCAACCACGCCAUCCUCCAGACCAUGGUGCACUCGCUGGACCCCGAGGGGACCCCCCAGCCCUGCUGUGUCCCCGUCAGGCUCUCCCCCAUCUCCAUCCUCUACUACGAUAACAGCGACAACGUGGUGCUGAGGCACUAUGAGGACAUGGUGGUGGAUGAGUGCGGCUGCAGAUAGUGGCAUGUGCGCUGCAGGGCCCAGCUGGAGCCAUGGAUGGGUGCUGGAAUAAAUCCAAGUGUGUUAAA